Spea bombifrons (plains spadefoot toad) is the source of this 743-nucleotide messenger RNA. RefSeq names its product TATA-box binding protein associated factor 13 (gene TAF13). Bases 61 to 435 code for a protein of 124 amino acids. Gene Ontology annotation, biological process: transcription by RNA polymerase II. The record is from RefSeq and is a predicted model, not a curated record. The transcript is spliced from 4 exons. Gene Ontology annotation, molecular function: protein heterodimerization activity. Lineage: Eukaryota; Metazoa; Chordata; Amphibia; Anura; Pelobatidae. Gene Ontology annotation, cellular component: transcription factor TFIID complex.
GUAUUACUUAAAGGCGGAAGUAACUGCUCUGAUCGGUUUGUUGUGUACAAGUUGAGGAGAAUGGCCGAUGAGGAUGAAGAUCAGACCUUUGAGGAAGAGAAUGAUGACGCAGCAGGCGGUGCGGAAGGAGGACCCGGACGACGGAAGAGGCUUUUCUCCAAAGAGCUGAGAUGCAUGAUGUACGGCUUUGGAGAUGACCAGAAUCCAUACACCGAGUCGGUAGACAUCCUGGAAGAUCUAGUUAUAGAGUUCAUUACAGAGAUGACCCACAAGGCCAUGUCUAUUGGACGCCAGGGCAGGGUGCAGGUAGAAGACAUCGUCUUCCUCAUACGGAAAGAUCCUCGGAAAUUCGCGAGAGUAAAGGACCUGCUGACUAUGAACGAGGAGCUGAAGAGGGCAAGGAAAGCCUUCGACGAGGCCAACUAUGGCUCCUGAGGACUACCUGAUGUCAUACAACCCCACACUGACUCGCCUGGGAGCAAUAAACACACACGGCGGGGGUUAACGGCCCCCAGCAAACCAGGUUCUUCAAUCAUUUUGGGAGCAGAGAAAUCCUGCAGGUUUUUGAUUUGAUUUCUGACUCCUUUCUGCACGAACGGCUCAGGAAUUGGGGGGUUUUGGCUUGGACCCCUAGGACGGCGUAUGAGGCGCUCUCCCAGUUACUGACUCGUUCUCAUGCAUUCAUGUUGUAUUUUAUUUUUUUUGUUCUUGUAAAAUGUAUUAAAAAAACAAAACGUUUGAAA